CCUGUCUUAGCCUCCGCAUCAGUCAGACAGACACAGAACAACAAGACUUGGGUCGUCUCAGCUACAAGGCUGUCUCGUUAAGUCAACUCAAGUCAAGGACUUUGACUGAAGUUACCGUAAACCGAUUGAGGACUAUUGAUCUUUGAGGGAUCUUCAGCGUGACGUUGAGGGCCAUGGAUGUGUUAUCAAGAGCUGUGAUGUGUUUCUGCUUGAUGGGAUGGAUGACUUUAGGAUGGAGUCAUGCUGCUCAGUACACAUCAAUGAACAUGAAGAGAAACAUAGACAAACUGAAAGUCCACUAUAAGAUCUCCAAGGACCAGCUGUUCAACGGAAACCCUGUUUUCCCCAAGGACACGUUUGAGGACAGUGAGCGGAGGGUGUUGAUGAGUGUGGUUCUGGACGUGUAUCUGAGUAUCUUCGGCCAGAUGCUGAACCAGACGGGGGACCAGGAAAUGAUUGAGAGUCUGAAAUAUGUCAAGGGGAAAAUUCAGGAUCUCCAGAAACACUAUUUCCUGGGGAGGACACCUGAGCUGAGGACACACCUGCAGAACCUGUGGGCCAUCGAGACCAGUGACACCACAGUCCAGGGGAAGGCUCUGUCCGAGUUCAUUACCAUCUACGAGAAAGCCUCCAAACUGGCCCUUAAGUUCCAUCUAAAGAAGGACAACCGCAGGAAGAGACGGCAAGCCCAGAGGCUCAAAUCACACAUCAUGUAGAUGACCAAUCGUGUUUACUGUUUACUGCUAGGUGUAGGGUGAAGAUACACCUGGAAGCUGACCUUGGGUCAGUUUAGCAUUUCCCCCUCUAACGGUGAAGGUUAGGAUUGGGGGAGGGAGGCUGAUCCUAGAUCUGUACCUAGGGGAACCCCCCAUCCAAAAGCCACAGUUGAGAUACAUAUUGAAGUAAAAAUUUUCCUUGAUACAAAAUACCUCAACUGGACAUCUAUUUAUAAAAUGUAUUUAUUUAAUCGAUGAAAUCACGCACAAUACUCAAUGGUAUAUUAUCAUUGAUAAGAGUAUUUAGUUUUCUCAAUACAUUUAUAUUUAUUAUUCAUUAUCUAGAAAAUGUUUUUUUUUUUUUAAUAAAUAGUUAUUUAUUGCUAAAUCUGUCAAUUCUAUGACUGAAUAAACAGACACUGAUGAAA
Molecule: messenger RNA, 1144 nt
Organism: Oncorhynchus nerka (sockeye salmon)
Lineage: Eukaryota; Metazoa; Chordata; Actinopteri; Salmoniformes; Salmonidae
Product: interferon gamma 1-like
Exons: 4
Coding region: 174-716 (180 amino acids)
Biological process (GO): immune response
Cellular component (GO): extracellular region
Molecular function (GO): type II interferon receptor binding
Source: RefSeq, a predicted model, not a curated record